Dryobates pubescens (Downy woodpecker) is the source of this 3009-nucleotide messenger RNA. RefSeq names its product staufen double-stranded RNA binding protein 2 (gene STAU2). The record is from RefSeq and is a predicted model, not a curated record. Lineage: Eukaryota; Metazoa; Chordata; Aves; Piciformes; Picidae. Bases 232 to 2274 code for a protein of 680 amino acids. The transcript is spliced from 15 exons.
CAAUAUGAGAUUGAAAAAUUGUUUUAUCUUUUUGCCUUUUUUUUUUUCCUGUAAGGAAAUUCAAGGAGGACAAGAGCAGUGUCUCAUUAACUGCAGACCAGAUUCACAAACAGCACAGGCUACAGCUUGCAGAAGAGGACUUGGGAUCACUAAUGUGAUACUGUGAAAAACAGGCCCCGACCAGCAUGCGUGAGCAGAUGCGUUGGGUGUAAGAGAUGGAAGUGAUAGUCAAUGGCACAAGUUAAGAUGCAGCCUACAGCAAACCUGUCUGGACCUACCAUGUCCCCUGUGGUGCUACCCCUACCAGUUACAGCUCCAAACACCCUGGGUCUGCCAUCCUCAAUGAACGGAUCCGUUUCAGAAUCAGCUGCCAGCUGCAGCAGUCCUACUGCCAGCCUCCUGGAUCCUGAGCCUUCUAGCAACUCACCAGCUCUUCUCCAAGAUAACAUGGCAAACCCCAAAGAGAAAACUCCAAUGUGUCUGGUAAAUGAGUUAGCACGUUUCAAUAGAAUUCAACCCCAGUAUAAGCUCCUGAAUGAAAGAGGGCCUGCUCAUGCCAAGAUGUUUACAGUGCAACUGACUCUUGGAGAACAGACAUGGGAGGCUGAAGGAAGCAGUAUUAAAAAGGCCCAACAUGCUGCUGCCAGCAAAGCGUUGACUGAAACCACCCUUCCCAAACCGACGCCUAGACCACCCAAAAAUAAUGUUAACAAUAAUCCAGGUAGUAUCACUCCGACGGUGGAGCUGAAUGGGCUGGCUAUGAAGAGAGGAGAACCUGCCAUCUACAGGCCAUUGGAUCCAAAGCCAAUUCCCAAUUACAGAGCUAAUUACAAUUUCCGGGGCAUGUACAACCAGAGGUAUCACUGCCCAGUGCCUAAAAUAUUCUAUGUCCAAUUAACUGUUGGCAACAGUGAGUUUUUUGGUGAAGGAAAGACUCGUCAAGCUGCUAGACAUAAUGCUGCAAUGAAGGCCCUUCAAGCUCUCCAGAAUGAGCCUAUUCCAGAAAAAUUACCUCAGAAUGGAGAAGCAGGAAAAGAAUCAGAAGAAGAUAAAGAUGCAAACAAGUCUGAGAUCAGUGUAGUGUUCGAAAUUGCUCUGAAACGCAAUAUCCCUGUCACUUUUGAGGUGAUUAAAGAAAGCGGACCUCCUCACAUGAAGAGCUUUGUUACACGAGUCACAGUAGGAGAAUUCAUUGCAGAAGGAGAAGGCAACAGCAAGAAACUCUCUAAGAAGCGUGCUGCAAUGGCUGUCCUACAAGAACUUAAGAAACUUCCUCCUCUUCCUGUUAUUGAAAAGCCAAAACCUUACUUUAAAAAACGUCCAAAAACAAUAUUGAAGACCGGACCCGAAUAUGGUCAAGGAAUGAAUCCCAUCAGUCGUCUGGCUCAGAUCCAACAGGCCAAAAAGGAGAAGGAGCCAGAGUAUGUUCUCCUUUCCGAGAGAGGAAUGCCUCGCCGUCGGGAGUUUGUCAUGCAGGUGAAAGUAGGCAAUGAGAUUACUACUGGAACAGGCCCCAACAAGAAAAUAGCUAAAAGAAAUGCAGCAGAAGCAAUGCUGCUACAGCUGGGUUACAAAGCCUCUACUCCUCUUCAAGACCAGCCAGAAAAGCUUGGAGAAAACAAGAGUUGGAAUGGCCAGAAUGUUGGGUUUCCUGAGCCAACAAGUAACACACCAAAGGGAAUACUCCAUCUCUCUCCUGAUGUUUAUCAGGAGAUGGAAGCAAGCCGCAACAAAUCAGCCCCUGGCACCACCGUAAGCUAUUUGUCACCCAAAGAAAUGAGCCAGGCUUCCAGCUCUUUCUUCAGCAUAUCUCCUACAACAAACAGCACAGCCACCAUUGCCAGGGAACUUCUCAUGAAUGGAACGUCCCCAACUGCUGAAGCCAUAGGUCUAAAAGGAAUAUCUCCUGCUUCCCCUUGUUCUGCAGUGCAGCCUUCAAAACAGCUGGAGUAUUUGGCAAGGAUUCAAGGCUUUCAGGUACACUACAGUGAUAGACAAAAUGGCAAAGAGUGUAUGACCUGUUUGACACUGUCUCCUGUGCAGAUGACUUUCCAAGGUAUCGGGAGCUCCAUUGAAGCCAGCCAUGACCAGGCAGCAUUAAGUGCCUUGAAACAGUUUUCAGAACAAGGGCUGGAUCCAGUGGAAGGGGCUCUGAAAGUUGAAAAUGGAUCACAUGAGAAACAAGUCAAGCAUCUGGGAGAGAAAGCAGACAAUAAGCAGACUAACUCAGGCACCAUUGCUCAGGACUGCAAGGAUUCAAAGGCUGUCAUCUAGGAGCUUCCCAGCACCCACGGCUGCCACUGCAUCCUUAUAAACCUGUCAACACGCACUAGGGUGAUGUGUAUGGGAAAUGAAUGACUAAUGCCAUGGCUGGAGUCCUUUGUGAGGCAGCACUAUUCUGGCACAGGAGAUAGCAUAUGUGGUACUCUGUAUUCCACAUACAACCCCCCAGCACUUCCCUUAGAACCUCAGAUCAGAGCAUAACUACAUUGCCCAGAGGCAGAAGAAGUCUAAUUGUGUUACUGGAGGUUAAAAUAACAACUAAUUAACAAAAGGUGUUUUUAAAAAGUUUGAAAAUAAGGUGUUGGGGGGUGGGGGAGGAGGGGAAGCUUUACAAUUGAUUAAUCUUGAGGAAAAUGAGUCAGCCUUGGUUGAGUUAUACAAUUUUUUCGUAGUGUAGUUCUGAGUUCAGCUUACUGUUUCCUAAAUAAUGCUUGGAUAUUUGACAAUUAACCAAUGACAGUGCUGUGAGACUUGUAGCUGGUUUUCUCCAUAUCUAGUCAUACAGCUUAUCUUUUUAUGCAGGCAUUAUGUAUUUUUCAUCCUAUAUAUGAAUAUGUAUGACUUUAAGAUGCACUACUGAGAGUUGUAUGCACGCAGAAGUUUCAAUCGUGACAAGCAUUUGCCUAACAGGAGCCGGUGAUAGCUGUGGUCAGCCUCGAUAUACUCCAGGAAUAAAGCAGAUAUGGCCUUGAUUUUCCUUGCCAUCAUCACUUAAAGAGGCGACUC